AUGAGUGAGCAGGUGGCCACAGGGGAGGGCGCGGGGGGGGCCUGGGGCGUCAACGCGGCUGCUUUGCACGGCGCCUGCACGCCCGCCCACCACCCGCUGUACACCGAGACCGCCCACGUGAACACGGGCGGCGUAACCUGCAACGCCGUGACCUACAGCGUGCCGCCGCCGCCCUUGUGUCCGCACGCGCCCUCGCCCGACGCGUACCCCGCCUGCGCCCUCUGCGCCGCACGCGACCACCCGCCGCCCACCCUCCACCACCACGGCCCGCCCGUCCCGCCCGCGAGCGCGGAGGAGGCGCGGACGCUCGCCCUGCAGCUGCGGGCGGCGGCCAUUCUGAACAAAAGCGAGCUGGCUGUUCCCGUGGCCACCUUCCACCUCUCAGUGCCGCCCCCGCGCACGCCCACGGCCGCGCUGGCUCUCCCGCCGCCCGCUUUCCCCUAUCCUCCGCCCACACCCACUAGCACGUCUUACGAGGACGCUGUAGGCGUGCACGCCGCGUGCGAGAGCGCCCCCUUCAGUGUCCACGGCGGCGGCCCCGGCUCGCCCCUCCUGCCCUUCCACCCGCCGCCCACCCCAACGCCCGCGCUCACGACCGCCUGCAGCACCAGCCCCCUGCCCGCCCCCGCCUCCCCCUGCCCCCUCUCUCCUCCACCUGUGCCUCCACCAUGGCGCUCGCCUCCGCCACGGCCUCCACCAACUCCAUCCCUGACGGCAUCCUUGACGCGCCGUCUUCUUCCUCCUCAGCAGCACCCUCGUUAUUUUAUAAGAGUUGAGGGCGGGUACACCAGUCCCCUCGCCCCCUCUCUGGAUGCUGUGUUCUCCAGGGUCGCUGUGGCUGUGAACGCACCUCUCCUGCGUCUUGGUGUGCUGUGA
This is a messenger RNA of Penaeus vannamei (Pacific white shrimp), 876 nucleotides long. NCBI's taxonomy places the organism in Eukaryota, Metazoa, Arthropoda, Malacostraca, Decapoda, Penaeidae. The record is from RefSeq and is a predicted model, not a curated record.